Messenger RNA from Pollicipes pollicipes, 1888 nucleotides. Its product is annotated as R3H domain-containing protein 1. The transcript is spliced from 13 exons. Gene Ontology annotation, molecular function: nucleic acid binding. The record is from RefSeq and is a predicted model, not a curated record. Bases 470 to 1888 code for a protein of 472 amino acids. Lineage: Eukaryota; Metazoa; Arthropoda; Thecostraca; Pollicipedomorpha; Pollicipedidae.
AGCCAGUGAGCGUCUGGAACUAGGGACUGGCAAUCAUUCAGCAGACAGUGAACCGCAGGAAAGAACCAUUGGGAACAAGGAUACAGGGUCUCAUUUCAUGAGGAGCAAGUGAGAACGAGGAACCAACGUCGGAAAAUUGGAACGCGAAGGCAAAUGUCAGCUUUCGUAGCAACCCACCCUUCGACCUGUUGGCUGGUCCCAGGUUGGAACGGUGAAAGUCAGCUCGGUCAGCUCAUCCCAUUAUGAAGCUUUUAAUGAAACAUGAAGGAAACUGAAAAUGCUGCCAUAUCGUAGCAUCUGCGCAAUAUAUGCAAAAACAAGCUGAAUCCGUCUAUCAAUCGCCGGGCAUCCGUGUGUAACAUUAACGUGUUGGUCGUUUAUCAGCAUCUUCUGAUCAGCUAAUAUAUGCACCAGCCCUUCAUAUACCUAGGUGUUAGCGCUGUCCCGCCAGCACCGCCCGGCGCCUGCUAUGACCAGCUGCUCCCGCUGCACCUCAAGUAGCCAGGCCGCCGACCGCCAUCCCCCCGGCCGCGUAGACGCAAUGCGAACUGUAGCCAACCACGUAGAGAGCAGCAAAGUAGACAUCCCGGCCAUAGUGGUCUGCAACGGUGCGGCCGGCGGAGGGGCGGCCGAGGCCGACAUGCAGAGCGAGACGACGGACCCUCUCAAACAGGAGGAGGCCGUCGAUUCGACGCAGCCGGAGAGCGUCCCGGCCCGGAACGGCACGGCGGCGGCGUCGGAGCGCGCGCCUCUGCAGCGGCAGAGCCGGAGCCUGGAGCUGCCGACGACGCGCAGCGACCACGGACCGCACACGCUGCCCAGACAGAAGAGUGCGCGACUGAAGGUGCUGAUGCGCAGCCACGCCAUGCGGGAGGAGACAUCGCCACCGCCAGACGUGGAGCUGCCUCCCCGCUACAGCCUCAGCGUCAGCCACAAGCUGCGCAAGUUCCACAGCCAGGGCAGCACCGAGGGCCGCGCCGGCAGCCCCCACCUGUCCAGAGAGUCCUCCAGCGAGGUGUACACGGACAGCAAGGGCGUGGAUGUGGAGCAGUUCCUGGUCGAGGCGCUCAACGCCAACAUCAAGGACCAGGCGCACCUGCUCAAGUACGAACAGGACAUGCUCAACUUCAUCAAAGACAACAUGCGCGCUGAGUUCCGGUUCCCGCCGCAGUCGUCCUACCAGCGCAUGCUGGUGCACCGGGCCGCCGUCUACUUCGGCCUCGACCACAACGUCGACCCCACAGGCACCUCCGUCAUCGUCACCAAGACGGAUCGCACGCGCAUCCCCGAGCACAGCUUCCGUGACCUGCUGCGUGAGGACGGCGACGAGCCGAAGCGGCUGCUGAAGCGGGACGGACUGCUGGGACACUACUCCAGGAGUUUCGACAGCCAGAGCUCGCUGGACUCUCGGCGCAGUCGGAGCUUCGAGGAGCGCGAGGUGGAGUACAGGAAGGCGCGCACGAGGAUCUUCAGCAACCAGCAGGAGCUGGACGGCGACGGCUGGCAGUCGGGCGGCGAGCGGCGCGCCGCCGCCUGGCUCGAGCCGGCCGACCCGGCGCGCCGCCAGAUGCCCAAGGCGCACUCGGUCGACCAGCCGCCGCGCUACGCCCGGCUCAAUCAGACCGACAGCGUGGAGAGCACCAACAAUCUGCGCGUGGCGGCGGCGGCCGACUCGUCGGCGAGCAGCGUGUCGCGACUGAGCCCCUCCAGCGGCUACAAGACGGCCUCGGUCAGCCAGGUGACGCUGGACUCCACGCCCUCGCCCACCUCACAGCACCAGAUGUUUGCGGAUGGGUCGGUCGCUGACACCAGCGGCGAUAAGGGCAACACAACGCCCGGCUCAAGUCCAGCCGGCUUCAGCAUAGCGCCCGCGGAUGCCACUUUCUAA